AACAACAUCCGGUUAUUUUUUCUUUUCUCGUGUAACUGCUGCAGCUGUGCAGCUCCAGCUGAGAGCGUGACACAGUACAACGCUUAUCGAAGUUCAGGCGAGCUGCACUAAAAAAUGAUGGCUUCAAGUUUCAGGGACUGCAAGGCAUGGAGUGCAGAAGGUCUUCCAUUGUCCACCAGCAGUAAUGAGGCUUGCAAGCUCUAUGAUGCCUUACUCACUCAGUAUGUGAAAUGGCGGAAUGAUGACACCGUGGGAGGAUUUGAAGGAUGCAUUUCUGCUAUCCAGGCAGCUGACCCUAACUUUGUUAUGGGCCAUGUGAUCAGCACGGGGUUGGAUCUGAUGUCAACGUCGAGCUCCACCCGUCUGGACGAGCGUCUUGCCAGCGCUGUGAGGCGAACAGUGGAGCUGGCCAACAGCCAGGAUAUCUCUCCCAGAGAGAGGCUCCAUGUCAAGGCUAUGGAGCUCUUCUCUCGUGGAUCUUUUCUCAAGGCCUGUGAUGUAUUGGAAGACAUUCUGGUUGAUCACCCCACUGAUAUGCUGGCUCUCAAGUUUGCUCAUGAUGGUUACUUCUACACGGGAGCCCAAACCCAGACAAGGGACUCUGUUGCCAGGGUGCUGCCCUACUGGAAACCCCAUAUGCCUUUGUUCAGCUACCUAAAAGGAAUGUAUUCCUUUGGUCUCCUGGAGACUCGUCUCUAUGACCAGGCUGAGAAAGUAGCCAUGGAGGGCCUCGCUCUGACUCCAGAUGAUGCUUGGGCUGUUCAUGCUGUAGCCCAUGUUUAUGAGAUGAAAGCAGAGGUGGACAAAGGCUUGAAGUUCAUGGAAAGCAGAGAGAAUGAUUGGCAGGUAUCUGACGUGCUGGCCAGUCAUAACUAUUGGCAUUGGGCUCUAUACUUCAUUGAGAAGGGGCAAUACGAAGCCGCUCUGCAAAUAUACGAUUCUCAGGUUUUCAGACGUUGUAAAGCCACAGGAUCCAUGCUGGACAUUGUAGAUGCCAGUUCAAUGCUCUGCAGACUGGAAAUGGAGGGUGUGUGCGUGAAGGACCGUUGGCGAGAGCUGCUCCAGUCAACACAGCCUCACACCGACGAUCACGUGACCUUGUUUAAUGACCUCCACUUCCUCAUGGUGUCGCUGGGAGCCAAAGAGAGCAAGACUUCUCAGCGUCUGCUGGAGGGCCUCCAGGAAUUGGCUAAAGAGCCAGGGGACAAUCAGCAACACCAGAUAGCAGGGACUAUAGGUGUAUCUAUGUGUCAGGCCAUGAUGGAGUACCACGAGGGCAACUACCAUCAAACCGUGGAGCUACUGCACCCUUUCCGUAACCGUGUGGUAGAUAUAGGUGGCAGUGAUGCACAGAGGGACGUCUUCAAUCAACUGCUUAUUCAUGCAGCCAUGAAAUCAGAGAAUAAGGACCAUCAGAAACUGGGAAGAUGUCUCCUGGUGGAGCGCGAUGCCAUGAGGCCGAACUCCCCUCUGACGGAGCGUCUGACAAAGAGAGCCCUGGCUCUUCACCAGACUGACUGAAUGCAAAAAACAUCACGCAACAUAAUCUGAUGAGCCGGUGGGAGCUUUGAGAGAUUUCUUUACCAACCGCCAAAAACCGCCAGAAACUCGGCACUGUUGUCAAGACAUCUGAAUGUUUUUAUUAGGGACCCACGAUUAUGGCCGAAAUGAUAAUCACGAUUAUUCAGAUUUUAAAGACAGAAUAUUUUUUUUAAUUGCAAUUUCACAUUUAAACAUACAGGGCGCUGCUUUCACUUCCAUGUUGUGCUACAUUCCAACCGUCAAAAAAUUCUAAAUGUUAUCAUUUUACUUUGUCAUCUAUAAUGGUUAUUUGAAUUAGUCGUACCUAAUUAUAUAAUAUAAGCUGCUUAGAGCUAGUGGUCAUAAUUCCCUCUCUAUUAUCUCUUUCAUAUUGCCGUGAAAACAUCUCCUUCAAAACAACUGGAUUUAUUCAAGUUUCUCGCUAAAAACUACAUUUUACAAGAUUACAUUGAAUGCAUCAUGAUAGCGUUAUAAUUUACCAUCGCCUCAUAUUAAUUUUUACUGAAUAGAGCCUGAAUGCACCAUAACGGAAUCUCUGUUAACGGCAGACGAGCCGGUCACUGUGAUUACUCUGCACAGUGUCCACGGGAAUGAAUUUCAAUAUAUAAGUGUCUGAUUAAGUUGAUUGUUCUUAAUGUUUUUAAUGUUGUUGUUCCGCGGCUUAUUUUGGACUUGCAAAUUGCAGCUUUACGUCGUCUUCACUCACACUGAAGAACUUCCACACCGACGACAUGUUGUUUGUAUGUAUAUGUGUGUGUCUGUGUGACGUUACUGACUGUGUCGCUGUGUGCCGACGUAAAACCAUCAUGUGGCGGCUGCACGUGUGUGUGCGUGUGACCGGUGAAAAAUCGGAUAACCUAUAUGAGAAAACCAGCCGGCUCCGAUCGGCAGUUAAUUGACGGUGCAUCUCUCGCUGUUAGUUUAGGAAGCACUUGGUUUAUGCAGCAGUUUUCUAUCAGCGUAGCACGCUUUUUAAAUGCCAAAAUCGUGAUCGCAAUCAGUAUUUGAUUAAUUCUGCAGCCCUAUUUUCAAUGUAGAGCUCUGCAGACCACUUAAGCUUUGUAAGUGAACACAUUUGCAUGUUUGUCAAGAUUAUGGGCUAAUAUUAAACACAGGUUGCAAUUUGCAUGAUAAAUAGCCUUAAAUCACAUAGUUGAUUCUUUUAGCUAAGAGCACUGAUACUUCUAAUCAAUAUAGAGCUGUGUAACUUUUUAAUUUUAUUAGCAAACAUCACAUUUAAAUAUAAAUACUGUGAAAUAUAAAUACUGUGAAAUAAAAUCCUCAUGUCAAGUUCAAUACAAAAACCAUGUUCAAAACCAAUAAAUAUGCAUUUUGCAUCUGAUGACUGAGUAACACAAUAAAGUGCACUACACUUUUAUGCCCGUAGGCAAAAGCACAUUAAGAGUAAGAAAUGUACUCAAAUGUUGCAGUGAUACAGUAGCAGUAAAAAAAAAAGAUGUCCUUGCACAUGUCAGACGAGCUGAGCGGAGUACUGUAAGUUCUUCUCUUUCCCCCGCGGCGGCCCGCUUUCACAACACUGAGGUAAUCUCAUCUUGGAUCUGAGAGAUCAGGAUCUGGGACAGCACAAUGCCUGCAAUCUAGAGGACAGUAACAGCCACUUUAGAUUACAGAACAGACUAUGUAACUGCACAGCGUGUGCUGAGCAUCUCUAGGAAAUAAAAUUAGAUGAGACUGUU
Messenger RNA from Sebastes umbrosus (honeycomb rockfish), 3239 nucleotides. It is a transcript of the gene ttc38, whose product is annotated as tetratricopeptide repeat domain 38. Bases 115 to 1521 code for a protein of 468 amino acids. Gene Ontology annotation, molecular function: protein binding. NCBI's taxonomy places the organism in Eukaryota, Metazoa, Chordata, Actinopteri, Perciformes, Sebastidae. The record is from RefSeq and is a predicted model, not a curated record. The transcript has 14 exons.